AUGUCCACUGCUGCGACCGCGAACAGCUCCUCCAAUGCUCUGAACCCGGCCGCCUCCAACCCUGGCCGACAACUGAAGAUGAGCACGACUGGCAAGGGCCUUGACGCACAGCGCAAGCCUGGUAGCCCUGUCGACGGUGGUCAGAGAAAGCCUCCCGCCCAAAAGGCAUGGACCCAGGGAACCAAUCCAAUCACCCAGCGACCGUCGAACUCUCCCGCCUCCAACGGUGUCGGUAACGUCCCUAAACCUGCGCAGACGGUGACCAACUCGUCCGGCGAGACUGCAACUCCAAUGCGGCAUCUGAGUGAUCGGAUGAUGUACCUGCUGGCCAACUUGACUGGUCUGCCGGGCAUCAUUACAUUGAAGAAUGGCGAGAAAUAUUCCGGCGUGCUUUCAGGUACCUCGCUGGACCCGAGCGAGCUGCGCUAUGUCUUCAAGAUGGUGAAAAAGCUCUUACCAGCUGCCAAUGCUCAGACGAAUGGCUCUGGCGAAAUAUCUGACGAUUAUGUUGGCGUUGGAGACUACCAUGUCAUGUCAUUCGACAUGAGCGAUGUCGCUGACUUCAAUGUGAACAAUGUGGUCCUUGACAGGUCGCAGGCAAAGGGUUCGAACGGAACCGCGGGUUUCCGCACUGACACUGACAUCUCCGGACACAUGGCGAUACGCGAGCGCAAUCUGCAAAAGUGGGAACCCACAGAGAUCGACCCCAACAUGACCCUGGAAUCCUCUGGUCGCUCGACAGAAUGGGAUCAAUUCGCAACAAAUGAACGCAUGUUCGGAGUCAAGAGCAACUACGAUGAGAACUUCUACACCACUACCAUUGACCGAAGCGACCCCCAGUAUACACAGAAGGCUGCCCGUGCCGAGAAGCUCGCGCGAGAGAUCGAGGCCAGCAGCGCUAUGAACUCCCACGUUCGCGAAGAGCGUGGAGGUCAGAUGGCCGCUGACGACGGCGGAGACGAGGAGGAUAAGUACAGUGGUGUUCGUCGAGACUUCCCUCAACUUUCAACUGGCCAGCCCAACAAGUACACACCUCCCGCGAGACGUGCUCCAGCACCGCAAGCCACUGUCCCAGGUGCUCCAAUUGAUCCUGCAAUCAUUUCCUCAUCGGUUGCACGCCCCGACUCUGUGCCCAAGCCGGUGCAAAGGACCGCAAGCCCUGCGGCACAGAAAGCAGCUGCCCCUGAACCUACAAAGACUGAGGCGCCUCAAAGUACCACCACAUCAUCUGUUUCUGAGGCUUCCAAAGCCAUCCCAGCAAAAGACGAUAUCAAAACACCAGCAGUGUCGAAGCCUAGCGCAGACCAGCCACAAAAGCCUAGCAGCGCAAUCAAGCCAAGUGUAGCAGCGAUCCCUCUACGGAAGACUGGUCGGCCGCAUGAUGCAACUACAAACGUAGAAAAUGACCUUCUUGACUCGUUCAAGCAGUUUUCCGCUAAUGAGAAGAUGCGUAUUGCGGAGCGGUCACGGGUCGUUGCGAGGGAGAACAAGGCCGUGAAGCUCAAUGAUCUGAAGAAGUUUGCACUCAACUUCAAGCUGAGUACCCCUGUGCCUUCGGAUCUGGUCCCUAUUCUUGCCAAGGACGAGAACAAGCAACAGGCCAUCGUGGAGAGAGCACUCAAGCAAGCGCAGGAAACGAAGACCACCCCGCCAAAGACUGCUAGCACAUUGGCCGACCCCAAGACCGCUGUGAAACCUGCUGCUCCCAAGCCAGACUCGACGCACGCUUCUCCAAGUGCCACCGUUGAUCGACAACAGAACCAACGGGCACGACCAGCACAGCCGCCAUAUGCGUCAGCUAGUAUGCGUGAGCGCCCGCAGCAGCAGCAAAAUUUCAAUCAGGCUCCCCCACGCGGUCAGGGUCUAUUGAGCACCCGUCUGCAAUUGAAUCAUCAGCAACACAAGCAGCAAGGUGGCGUGCCCUACAACAACGUCCCACAACCGAUACCACCCCAGGAUCUGCGCAUGCCCCCUACAGGGCCAUCUCAGACCUCUAGUGGUGUUCAGACACCUAACUCCAACGCCGCUAUCAGGUUCAAUGUCCGCGCUAGCGAAUUCAAGCCGAACCCAUCAGCAAACACCUUCCAGCCUGGCAACAAUCCAAGCACAAACUCCAGCCCUAGGCCGACCUCGGCAGCGAGGCAAGAGCCCCGCAAGCCUCCUGCCGUGACCAGCUUUUUUGGUGGUCAGCGUCCUCCGGUAAAGCAGCCAGCGACAAAGGAGAGCUUCAAUGCCAUCGCGCGGAUUCAAAAAGAGGUACAGGAGAAGGACAAGGAUAAGCCCCAUGGCAGUGACCUUCCUCCACCGUACCGUACUCCUCCUACCUGGGACUUUCCUUCUGCCAACACUGAGAAGAGUCAUGUGCAGAUGUUAUACCACAAGGCCAAACGGCGCAGCAAACUCCCCGCGGUCCUCCAGUCCAACCUCACCAUGGUCAAGGGCCUUCAACACUAUGAAGCACAGCAGAUGCACUUCUCUCACUCCACAUCAUCUGUACACCCCUCACCUCGACCAAUGCAUCCUUACAUGUAUGGCGCCCAGCCACAGCCAAUGUCCGGAUACCCGCAGCAAGUGCAAAUGCCGCAAUAUGGCAUGAGUCCAAACGUGCAACACGUUGGUCUGCGUAACGGGCAACCCGGGCCAGUUCAUCGCUCCUCCGGGAGGACCACAAAUGGGUGGUCAUAUGAUGACGCAUCAACCAUCCAACGGUCCUCCUAUGGGUAUGCCAGGCUACCCUCAAAUGCAGAUGUAUUCGCCAGCGCCCAGCCAAGCGUACCCACAAUACCCAGGACACAUGCCUGGUGCACCUGGCGCAAACGGUUAUCCGAACAGUCCACGACCUGGAGCGCCUAUGAUGAGUCACUCCAACUCGCAACAAGGACACCAACAGCCGCCCAUGAUGUAUGUGCCGGCGGGCGCGCAGGGACCCCAGAUGUUCCAAAUGCCGCCUGGUUCGAUGACUCCCAUGCGUGCACCUUAUGCGCAGCCGCACCAGCCACAUUACGGCUCACCGCACCAGCACCAUCAGUUCCCUCACCAGCACCGUGGCACUCCGAGCGGUAGUUACGCGCAGCCUAUGAUCCAACAGCACUCGAUGCCACCUCAAGGCCCUCCCACCGGGCCUGCCAACCAUGGGCCCGAGACUAGCGAUGAGCCGAAAUGA
Molecule: messenger RNA, 3163 nt
Organism: Parastagonospora nodorum SN15
Lineage: Eukaryota; Fungi; Ascomycota; Dothideomycetes; Pleosporales; Phaeosphaeriaceae
Exons: 5
Coding region: 1-3063 (1020 amino acids)
Biological process (GO): cytoplasmic stress granule assembly
Cellular component (GO): cytoplasmic stress granule
Molecular function (GO): RNA binding
Source: RefSeq, a predicted model, not a curated record